CGGGCGGCGCUGGCGUCGCCCGUUUCCCUCCUCGGUCGUUUCGUGUCUUUUCGAGCUGAUGUGUUGUGUGUGUUGCUGUACACAUAAAUGCAGGGGCUCGAGUGGCCGAUAAUGCAGUAGAAGCAACAUGUAAUUGGGUGGACACGGUGUCCAGCGGUCGUAGCGUCACAGGUCAGCGCAGACACGACCGGACACGCCCUUCGGACAGGUCUUUUUUCCGGGACAUGCGAUUGGUGACCUGACACAGACGACAAGGCACACCUUGCGUAGAGACGUGGACGACCUGCUUGUGUCGUGUCCCCUCGUCGAUUUCUAGAAAUAAACAUUGAAGCAAUGGAGCAAAGUGAAGAAUCAACCUGUCUGGAGGCAGAAAAAACGCCAACAAGUGAUGUCAUGCCAGCCAUGAGUUCGUCUGUUCCUGAAGAGGGUUCGUCCUCGUGUGACGCCACUGUCGGAACGGAGGAAGAAGACGAGAGGACGGAGCCCCUAGACAGGUGCAGCGACGGCAGCGACUCUGGUCUUGGUCCGGACGAAGAGGGCAGAGCAUCAAAUGAUUCGGCAUCUACUAUAUCGACCUCGAGUGAAUUUUGUCCUGCACCUCACGAACCACUUCCACCAAAUGCAGCUCCUAACAGAAGUUCCUUGAAGAGGAGGAGAGAUGAGGCUAACCUUGAAGGCUGUUCUUCGCCCAAGGCCAAAAAGAAGAGGUCCAUUUCUUUCCAGUCCGUGACUGUCUACUACUUCCCAAGGUCCCAAGGAUUCACAUGCGUCCCAUCUCAGGGUGGCUCCACUCUUGGCAUGGCAUCCCAGCACAGCCAUGUGCAGAGCUUCACUCUGUCAGAACACGCUUCGGAGCAGCGGCGGAACCAGAGGCAAAUGAUGCUGCAACUGCGAAACCAGCGUCUGGAAAAGGACAAAGAGGAGAGUUCUGAGUCCAUGGUGCCGGUAACCUCUAGUUCCAGUGAAGACUCCGAGAGUGAGGAGGAGGCCAGCGAGAUGUCAGACAGCGAGCUGGACCAGGACCCCAGCUAUUACACAUUACAGCCUGUUUCAACAAGGCAGAGGAGAAAUUUACUCAGAGCUGCUGGCGUCCACAAAAUUGACUCGCAAGAAAAGGAUUUGUGCAAAUUUAUUCGCAAAUCCAGAGAGACCUGUGGAUGCAACUGUGAUGGCUACUGUGACCCUGAUACCUGUACCUGCUCUAGAUCUGGAAUCAAGUGUCAGGUGGACAGACCUAGCUUCCCGUGUAGUUGUACCCGUGACGGCUGUGCCAAUAGCGCUGGACGCAUUGAAUUCAAUUUGGAGCGAGUGCGGACGCACUUUAUUCAGACGCUGAUGCGUCUCGAGAUGGAGAAGAAAGAGGCCGCCGAGCAGGAGAGGCGCAAGCACGUGGCCCAGUGGGGCUCGGCCACCGAAUUGCCCUCGGCCUCUGGGUUGCUAGGCAAGCACGAAAAGCCCGGGCUGCACCACGUCAGCCUGCAGCCCAACAUCGAGUCUUGUGUCCACUCGGGCAACUACAGCACCACCAUGUACGCGGACCAACCAACCACCAGUCGGGGAGAGACCCUCCCCGACCUGUAUUCCUUUCGUGACCAAGAAGAAGAAAAUUUCACGCCUCAGGAUAAUCUCGGCAACCAGGAGAAGAAUCACGUAGUAGAAUAUUUCGGCGCUUCUUCGUUCAACUUUGAAUAUGAGAGCUACGGUUUCAACCAUCAAACCGAGUACCACCAACAUCACCAUCAUCAGCACCACAAUCAUCAGCAGCAGCCAGGCCAGUUUGGCUUUGAUCAUUACCAACAACAUUAUCAGCAACACAAUGGUUUUAAGGAGAUCGAGUACCCUAGUCACUACGCCUCUUCAGACGUGCAGUUGGUUUACACGCACGAGGAGGUCGUCGACUCCAAAGAGGCCAAAUACACAAACCUGCACAACGCCCUGCACCCUCAGCCAACCGCCAAACUUGAGCCCUUUUCGGAGCUGCUCACUGCUCAGUACAGUCAGGAGUACACAACAGGCCAAGAACUGUAUCAUCACCAGCAAACGGCUCCUUACGAAGCAAGGGCUGUCGAGUCCGAGGGCUUGGCUGUGCGGCCGGAAGAGGCGGCGCUGACUCUGCUGGACGAGUGCAGCAACGAGAACUUCGGGGAAAUCAUCAAGAAGUCCAUGGUGGAGAGUGUGUCUGCUUGAACAAGCCAAAUCCACAAUCACUGCCUGCAAUGGGAGCUUACUUGUUGAGCCGAUGGACUGAUUCAAGGCAAAAAAGUGCAUCACUCAUUUAUUCUCAUCGUAGUUGCUUCUUUAAUUGCUAACCGACCAAAAUGUGAAAGGUUAUUUUGAAUAUUUUAAGAAUGACAUAUAAUAAUUUUCCAGGCUGUUUUCAAUUUUGGCCACAGGUUUUGUGAGUGUGUCAAUUUAAAAAUUUGCUAGCUGCCCAUCUUGUUAAAAAGUAGCUAUUUAAUAGUGGAAAAAUCUGUCCACUUCUGUGGGAAAGAUCUCUUCUUCUUUUAACUGUCCUUACUUCAUUGCAAGUAAACUAUUAGAUUAUUCCAAGAUUUUCCAUGAAAAUAUUAAAUUAUCUGUAGGAGAAAUAAGCUUUGCCUGAAUUUUUUCGAAAGACUUGCUAUUUAUCAACCAAAUCACUUUGUAUAGAAUAAGAGAAAAUUUUUGAAAAGCAAGGAAUGCGGCUCCGAAUUGCAAAUGAGUGAAAGUCUUAAGAAUUAGUGCAGUAUAGCGAAGAUUUUUUGUUUUGUACGGAUUAGGAAAAGAGUGAUGCUUUGAUGUAGCAGUAUCAUAAGAUCAAUUGAAUUAGUUCCAGUUGGGCAGGGUUUGCCUGUUAUCAAUCUCUACCUAAUGCCUUAUUCUUUCGUUUUAGUCUUAAAUCAUGCAACUUUUUAAUUCUGUGCCUUUAUUAAAUGCAAAUAUUCUAAAGCAAAUAUUCUACUUUUUCGUAAACUGUCUUUGUCUUGUCUGUCGUAAAAGAUUGUAAAAUUACUUCAUUAUUCCAAACCCUGCCUCAGUGAACUACUUUUCGUCUUUGUCUCUCGCUGUAAUCACUAUUAUUGAACCAAUCAAAAUGAUGACAUACACACCUAAUAAGAGCUCAAAUGAACGCAGAGUAACUAAUCUAACUAAUUAGUGCUUGUUGCUGUCUCGUUUUCGCCCUGUUUUGCAUGUCCGUGUGGAAUCAAAACAGAGUCAAGUACGACGUAAGCUCAACUGUGCAAUAGUCCAUGAGUUGCAAGGAAUUGAUAACAAAAAAAAGGUAGCACCCAAUCUUCUUCCUAUAGUGUUUUGCAUUGUUUCAAAACCUCUAAAUUACGCGACUCCAAUGUUAAUUGUUGAGGGAGGUGCUAAAAAUUGUUGCAUCACAUUUUCGGUUUACCAAUCACUGCCAAACCUCAUCUAGUGUAGUAGAGAGUUUGUCAAAUUAUGUGUCAACCUAAAGCACCAUUUUAUCAAUCACCCAUGAGACAAAACCAAAAUCAGGAUCUAUAUAAAAGAAAAAUUCAAUUACAAAUUUAUUAGUAAAUGUGGAAAAAAUCGUUUCUUAUGAAAUUGUAAGAGUUGUGAAACGACUCUCCCUGAAAUUGUGAUAUUAAGAUUUUCCAUUUUGUGCUGAAAGUUUAUUUGUAAAAAAAUUUGUCUACAAAAUUACUGAGCUGAAGUUUUCAUAUGCAAAAUGGCCCUGAUGUUUGUGGACGCAGAAUUUAUACAAAUCUCGAUGCCGUUUUUGUCUUUUUGAAAGACAACCGAUGGGCUUUUGUUACUGAAUCACACAUUCAUAAUGUAUCUAGAAAUUAUCAUAUAAAAAUGUGACCAUCCUCCGAUUAGCGUGUAAAAAAAAUCAAAUACUGAUUAUAGAAGAAAUGAAAAAAAGCACCCAUUGCAGAGUGUGGGGCGAAUGUUGAAACACAAUUAUAGUAAUUAUAACAAUUACAAUUAAACCACAGAAAGUAAUCACUGCGUAAGCAAACUGUCUUGAAAUAAUUAAAUGUUGUCAUGAAAUAUUCGUACGUAGCAGAGGUAGCUGACUAAUCAAUGAACUCUAAACAGUAGCAAGCAAUCAACAAACUGCUUUGAUUUGUAUAAUUUAUUGACAUGCAAAUGUGCUCGCUGUUUCCUUUAUCACUUAAUGUUUAAUUUAUUUUGUUGCACUUGAAAUCCUUUUAAAAGUCUUACUUUGUAUUUAUUAUAACUUUUCAUCACAUACAAUUUGUAUUCACUGCACUCACUUUUUAGUUUGUUUGUUUGUGGACGAGACAACGCACCCUGAGUCUGAUUGCAAGAUAUCUGUUGAACUUGCAUUUUUCUUCCUGGCUCUAUAUCAAAACUUCAUUGCGAAUGAUUUUUUUGUAAAAGAUCGUUAAAAUAAUUUCAUUUUUUAAUUCCCCAUUUUGUGGCGGGGAAGUGACAAAAAAUGUUGUGUACACUUCUAUUGAAAUAAAAGUUAACUAACAUUGCUUAA
This is a messenger RNA of Neocloeon triangulifer, 4465 nucleotides long. RefSeq names its product cysteine/serine-rich nuclear protein 1 (gene Axud1). The record is from RefSeq and is a predicted model, not a curated record. The transcript is spliced from 9 exons. NCBI's taxonomy places the organism in Eukaryota, Metazoa, Arthropoda, Insecta, Ephemeroptera, Baetidae. Gene Ontology annotation, biological process: regulation of transcription by RNA polymerase II. Bases 334 to 2187 code for a protein of 617 amino acids. Gene Ontology annotation, molecular function: DNA-binding transcription factor activity, RNA polymerase II-specific; sequence-specific DNA binding. Gene Ontology annotation, cellular component: nucleus.